AUGGGUAGUUUUCUCGACCUGGCGUCGAUGGAGGAUCUAAGCAACCGGUUUAAUCAAUUUUUUAAGCAGGAUGCGGAAAGGGCGCAGCUUAUCGAGGUCGUGUUAAGGAAAAUCAAUGAAGAUAAAGGACGACUGGAUACGCUUACCAUCGAGCUGGAGCAUGAGCGAGAGUCCCGCCAUAGGUACCAGCUAGAGCUCCGCGAUUUGCGAGAACAGAGGCAAAGAUGGGAACAGCUCUAUAACAAAGACCCAUAUGUGGUAGUCCUAGUUGAUGGUGACGGUGCCAUCUUCAAUAACGAGUUGUUGCAGGACCCCCGACAAGGGGCCCCUGAAGCUGCGCUGCGGCUGACCGAGGCAGUGAGGAACUACCUUAAGGAUACACCUCUUGGCUCCGAGGACGUUCCUAUUGUGGUGCGGAUCUUUGCAAAUCUGAACGGGCUGGCCAAGUCGCUUUUCCACCACAAUGCCAUCGACUAUGAGGAUAAGAUGCGGGUAUUUGCCGAGCAGUUUACUAAUAGUCGGGCCGAGUUCGAUUUUGUCAAUGUCGGUCACGGCAAGGAGAACGCUGACUCUAAAAUGAGAAAGAUGUUCAAUCAUUUCUAUAAAAACUUCCAGUGCAAGAAAAUCUUCUUUGCUGGUUGCCAUGAUAACGGCUAUCUUCAUGAGCUUCGUGAAUAUGCAGGCGAGUCGGGCAGACAGCGCAUCGUUCUUUUGGAGACUACUCCUGCCCAGCCUGUCUUCACUCAGAUGGGAUUUGAGAUGACCCGAUUUGAUACUGUCUUCCGCACCGACUUCCUCGGAUCGCCGCCUAUCCCCCCUACGUCUUUGCCUGCUCUCAGAACACAAUCAGCGACUGCGGCCCCUGACAAUGGAGUUACGGCACAUCCACCGAUCGCGCCUCCGUCUACUGUUAGAAAGGAAAGUCCUAUCGCGCGACCAGCAACGACAAAUACUGUCCGCACCAACUCUCCCGCGGUAGCUCCGCCAGAGCGUCAAGCAUCCCCUGCAGUUGGAACAGUGGUGAGCUCCGGCAACGGUGGUGUCUCGAUUAAGUAUCCCACAUACGCCACAGCCGGCGGUGGGAACGGUCACCAUAACGUCGUCAUCGCAACCAGUGCCAAAACUAAGGAGCCGCGGGUCAUAUACUACAACAGCAACGGGCAGCGCAUCGAUCCUCCCAACAACCAGUCCACGAACCCGAAUGAUCGUCGAACCUACAAUGAAAAGUGCCUGAGAAUCAAACCAAGAGCCUUCUGUAACGAGCUGUUCCUGGCUGAUGGAUGCUCUAAGGAACCGAAUUGUCCGCAGGAGCACGAACUCAAACUGACGCCGGGAGAGCGUGCGGUCCACAGGUGGAAAGCCCGAGGCAGUCUGUGUUCUAACGGUCCUUACUGUGAAAACUACCGCUGCUAUUUGAGUCAUCACUGUCCAUUCGGAGACGGCUGCACUCGCGGCUCGACCUGCAAAUUCAAGACUGCCCGCUGGGGGGAUUUGCAUCAUACCAAAGUUGAUUUAGAACCUGAGUAG
Messenger RNA from Aspergillus viridinutans, 1527 nucleotides. RefSeq lists its product as uncharacterized. The record is from RefSeq and is a predicted model, not a curated record. The coding region runs from base 1 to 1527 and encodes 508 amino acids. Lineage: Eukaryota; Fungi; Ascomycota; Eurotiomycetes; Eurotiales; Aspergillaceae. The transcript is spliced from 4 exons.